UCAUCAGUGGGGAGAGGUUGACACAAACUGAGAUGUGGGACGUACGUGACUCCAGCAGACGCUCUUCUCCUCACACUCACAGCUCCCUCUCAGUGCUCAUGAAGUUCAGCUCUUAUCAUCGCCUAUCCGUUCAGUGAUCUUUUUGUCUGAUUUUAUUAUUAUAGGAAUUUCAUUCCGUCUGGAGAUGUGACUUCGUGGAAGUGAUUUUGUGGUUACGUUCGCCGGAUGCGUUGGACACGUGCUUUAUGUUCUGUAGAUACCAUAAUUUUGUUGAUGGAGAGGAUUUCGAAUGACAGCCGGCACAGUGGUCAUCACAGGUGGAAUUCUGGCUGCCGUCAUCUUGCUAACUAUUGUCACAGUUCUGUGUUACUGUAGGCUGCAGUAUUACUGCUGUAAAAGAGACGAGUCGGAGGAGGGGGAGGAGGAGGCUGACGUUGCCAUGGUAUCUCCAAAUCCACUGCGCCAACCGAGUCCACCUGAGAGUCCGCAGAGUCUCCAACACUUCCCUGAAUACACGUCCUCCAAUCAGCUGCUAAUGACUGCAGAGCCUUUUGAGGCCAACGGACCGGUCAGUUAUCCUCAAUACAACAACAGGCCGCCCCGCUCGUACACUUUCUGCCCAUCCUGCUCGGGGUAUCUGCCGCUCUACAUGAGCCCACAGGAGGGGCUGCGUAAUGGAGGUGGCAGGAUCAGCUACAGGACUCUGCAGCAGGAGGAAUUAGACCUGCCAAUGGAGACGCCCAGCUUCCACAAACUCAACCUCAUCCGCUCUGUCACCAUGCAGGAAGUGCUGACGCAUCACAGCAUCAGCACCGAUGUGUAGCACCUCGUAUUCACCUGAAGUAUUCUGUGAUUCACUUUCAGUAUCCUGCUUUCUGUACCCAAUGCUUGAUUUAGAUCUAUCCAAUACAUGAUCUUCAUUCAUUCAUUUAGAAGGAUA
Molecule: messenger RNA, 940 nt
Organism: Sinocyclocheilus grahami
Lineage: Eukaryota; Metazoa; Chordata; Actinopteri; Cypriniformes; Cyprinidae
Gene: fam163b
Product: protein FAM163B
Exons: 3
Coding region: 290-823 (177 amino acids)
Source: RefSeq, a predicted model, not a curated record